Messenger RNA from Giardia duodenalis, 2112 nucleotides. RefSeq lists its product as uncharacterized. Bases 1 to 2112 code for a protein of 703 amino acids. The record is from RefSeq and is a predicted model, not a curated record. The transcript has a single exon. Lineage: Eukaryota; Fornicata; Diplomonadida; Hexamitidae.
AUGCAAAAAGCGUUGCUAACCUCGCACCCCCCUGACGAGGCUCCGCACACGGAAACGAUAGAAGCAAUGGUGGCCUCGGAUGACAUAGAGGGACUAUUGGCUCAUACAGACUUGUUUUUUGAGGUUCGAUGCAGGACUGAGGAACUAAUUCAAUAUCUGAAACAGAAAAAGACUCUUCACCGCCUCCUUGACUUUAUUUUUUUUGCUAGUAGUACGGAAACAGCUGAGCAAGCAUUGCAGCUGAUUCGAUCUUGUGAAAACAUUAAUGAGGUCAUGGCGCCCAUCGUGGACGACCCCUCCAUCCUGGACCUACCAUUUCAUGCAUUGCAAUCGUUUUCGGAUCAGAUUCGAGCUGAAUUGCGGAGACCUAAUACCCUACUCUACUCUCCAACUAUACUCCCAAAGCAUCUCAUAUCUCGCAGCGCUCAUGUUUGCGAGGCCUUCUCCAAGGUUAUAAAGUCUAUUAUGUGGACUGGGAGGCGAUUCUGUGCCGUACUAUCAUUUCUAAAGACCAAUUCAAAGUAUCUACACACAUGGUUGCAAUUCCUUUACGAUGCGUCGAUGGCAGACGCAUUUCGUUAUCUUUUUUAUGAUAGUACUACGCGCUGUCAGUCCGCCAUCGAUGCUAUUCGGGAUCUAGCGACAUGCAGCAAUAUCUUCGAUCUACUGGUGGAGUACAUCCUACACCCGGACUCACCUCAGGACUAUCUACUAUCAGCUAGCGACAUUCUAUGCAAGGUGCUUGUCAGAGAGAUACCGGGCGUUUCGCAACCUGUCUUGGCUCACGUUCCCAGGAUUGCGACACAUAUAAUACGUCAUCGAUUCAUUGACGAUACAACCCAUUGGCAGAUUCAACCACUCAGCGAAAUUGUUCUUUGCGCCAUGAGCUACAUGUCUGUUAAAAUGCUGCAGUGUUAUAGAGCUACUAGCCCUGAUGCUUUGGCUUCAGUGCCGGCCGCUACUCUUAAUGAGCGACACUCGCAAUUUAACUCUUUGCUGGGGGUUGAGUUGGAUCGUAAUGUACUAAUUUCGACAAUCCCUGAUUCUGACUACAUGCUGGACACAGCCAACCCCGGUGUUACUCUCACACCCUUGGGUCUGCCUACCAUAGAUGACUACGAACAGGGCAUCUACAAGAUCUACUUUUGUAUUCUUAGCGCUUUUAAUAAUUGGGACGCACAGCUAGAGCUACUUCAAAAGAACAAUGGUCGCGAAAUCCCACUAGGAGCUGUCCUUCUCUUUAGGCUGGCUGCACGUAUUCUCUCUAUUUCUGCAGACGUGCGGAACUCUCUUGUUCCCGACGAGCCACCCAAAUACUAUACGUCUAAUAAUGUGCAAAUAACCUCGCCGUAUUCGUACUCCGUCGAUAACUUUUCACGUCUCCCCGAAUCCGGUCACCAUGUCAGUAGCGGAAACAUCAAGGUGCCACUCAGGGAUAUCAUUUACUGUGGAGGUAUUCCUGUCCAUGUUGGGGUCCUUUCCAUAGUGAAAAAGGUUGUCGCAUUGAAGCUGCAUGUCAUCUCUAUUUCCUGCAUUAGCAAGUUUCCUGCAAGCACCGUGGUACAUUUCUGCGCAUUGCAGAUUCUUCAGUCAACGCUGCAGUAUGGCCGAGAGAUGCCAGAGGUGACAAUAGCAGUGGCUACAGAGCCCUCCAUUAUGCUGCGCUUCGAGACAGCCAGUUAUGGAGUGUACUCAGAGCUCAAUAAGAGGAGCAGCAGUCUGUCACAUUUAGUGCAAUUGGCGCGGUACCUUCUCCGACUAUGCUUUGGAAUUUCUGACCAAAUGGACCUGAAGUAUAAAAUGCAGUAUUUAGAAAACGGAAAACUGAGCAAUCUCCCCUGUGACAUGCACGAAAUGCCCGAAUUGGUAUGGAAACACGGUAUAUAUCCAACUUCUCUGAGUGCGGCAUUAAGGCUGGCUCAGGAACUCUCUACUAGCGGAGAGGACGGGAAAAUAGUAUACAAUGAGCUUCUGGAUGCACUGAGCAGUUCACCGGGGUUUGUGAAGUUUAGUGAAGUAUUCCUUGAGAAGGAUGAAACGACUCCUACGGUAUUCUCCGACGGUACUAAACAUGUCUCUACAAUAAGCAACACGGACUCCAUUCUUAGCUAG